Truncatella angustata is the source of this 1455-nucleotide messenger RNA. RefSeq lists its product as uncharacterized. NCBI's taxonomy places the organism in Eukaryota, Fungi, Ascomycota, Sordariomycetes, Amphisphaeriales, Sporocadaceae. The transcript is spliced from 3 exons. The record is from RefSeq and is a predicted model, not a curated record. The coding region runs from base 1 to 1455 and encodes 484 amino acids.
AUGGCUUCUUCAGUGCCCCGUGAAACAUUGAACAUGUAUAAUGACUACGGCAUCAACUUGGCGAGCAUAAUGGGAUGGGACCCCCAAUUUAUUCCACAACUUGACGAGCAAGUGGUCGGACUAAAUAUCAAAACUUUCUGGAAAAAAAGAAAGGACGGCUCUGCCGUCAAUUUCAGCAAAGUCAAGGAAUCCAUUCCACGACCACACCCGAUAGACGAAGAAUACUGUGAAGACUGUCAAACCACUUGGUUGAAAGGUAUUGAUAGCGCUCAGCAUGGAUUUCACCCAUACCACAUUGCCCUGAAACCUUCAAUUGCUCUCGAGUAUGCCAUGGAGCCGCGAUCUAUCGUUGUACGCCUGGAAGGCUACAUUGAACAAUCGGUCACGUUCGUGGACGGUUCGAAAGGCCCAGUCGCUUGUGCGGGUGGAUAUUUUGGUCCUGGUUCCGAGUACAACAUGGAGCUGUUCACCAGAUUGCCACCUGAUCAUGAAGGCUCUAAGCUAAGCGUUGAGCUUACAGCAGUUGUCAGUGUUUUGGCCCGGCAGAACCGCAUCGAAGAGCUGCAGACUAUAAGCAAAGAGAUACAGCCGAAAUUUGACCUUCUAGCUAGUCUUGGACGAAAGAUCGUCGGUAGAGAUCCAUUAGUGUUCAAAGGAGUUACAGUCGUGCGUAUCGACAGACUCCUCAGUCAAGAGGGGGCGACUGUAGGAGAUUUAGAUUUGGAACUCACAACCACGAAGGUGGCUCUACGGUUCUUAGACCGGAGGCUGUCGGGUAACACGCCAGAUACUCCGGUGAACUACAACACUCAAAACAGCUAUAACCACAAAGAAGAAGCCGAUGACGAAGACUCCAACAACUCUGAGCCACUGAGCAUCAAGCACAAGCGAAAGGGCCGGACUACAAUCAAACCCAAAUCCGGAAAAGGCAAGGAAAAGAACGAGAAAGGUAAAGAUAAAGGAAAAGAAAAACACAAAACGGGGAGUAAGAACCUGGAUAAAUCUCGUGCAGAGGCAGAGGAGUUAUUUCCAGAAAUUAUACGAGACGAAGAGAAUAUUGUGACGAGCUCAAAUCAGGCGGGCGAUUUUCGUGUCAUCAUCGCAGUCAGCAGCAAGGAGUUAUAUGAUGUCGUCAGUAACUUUAUGUAUUACAGCUGGACUUUCAACGAGGAUACACAGACGUUCAAAACCAAAGCAAAGAAGAAGCCCCCAAACCAGCCUAUGCUUGUCAAAGUGCGACAACUAAUUGAUGAGCUGGCAAUGUAUUAUGGCAUUGGGGUAAAGGUGGUCUGGUUGCUAGUCAGCAAAAAUGAAAAUCUACGUGCCAUGGAGUUGGCAAAGAAAGCAGCACGUGUUGGCGGCGAGAAUGUCGAUUGGUUUUGUGGGGAUCCUUUGGCUGGACAUAAAAUCUUAAGUCAGGACAGCCAGUCACCACCCAUCGCGGAUCGCAAUUAG